This is a messenger RNA of Fomitiporia mediterranea MF3/22, 1375 nucleotides long. RefSeq names its product NAD-binding protein. The coding region runs from base 483 to 1268 and encodes 261 amino acids. The transcript has 9 exons. The record is from RefSeq and is a predicted model, not a curated record. Lineage: Eukaryota; Fungi; Basidiomycota; Agaricomycetes; Hymenochaetales; Hymenochaetaceae. Gene Ontology annotation, molecular function: oxidoreductase activity.
CGGAUAAUCUACCUGAUGUUAAAUCCUCCGGUCUUCGUCGCAUCAAUCUGUCCUCACUGUCUCUUGUCUGGCACAGGCGUUAAUUAGUCCUGCGAAACCGGAAGAGACCUCAUCGACUGCGAAUAAAACUGAAGGACGGCUGUUUCGAGACUCAGUAAACUCUAAAAUGUAUAUGCAUUUAUCUACGGAUCCUGUAUAAAUUAUUAGAAAUCCUUCUGGAUUAACGUCGGUAUGAAUCUCCGCCUGUUAUCGCGCAGGUGCUGCGGCGUAACUCCGAUCUGGAGAGUAGCAGCUAUCCUUGGCCGCUGCAUGUAUUUACUAAGGCGCUGCCGAGGCUAACAUUGUACUGCCGGGGGAAAUCCUAUCUGAGGAUCACGUUUUCGUAAUUUGCAGAGUAUGAUACAUCAUUGAAUGAUUUCUCAUCCCCGUUCCCAGAAGUACAGAUCCCGUUGCAAGUGCCGUCCGGUUUCACCGGUCACAUCAUGACGUCCUCCGCGACUGAUUCACGUAGCUCAGAGGCUUUGAAAGGGAAGCUUGCUCUAAUCACAGGUUGCACCGGAGGCAUUGGACAUGCCACAGCAUUGAGACUUGCCGGAGUCGGUUGCAGUAUCGCAGUGCAUUAUAAUUCCGCCCAAAGUAUUGCAGUUGAGCUUGCAGCCAAACUGAGAGGUCUCGGAGUUCGUGCAGCGUCCUUCCAAGCUGACCUUUCCUCGUAUGAUGGGGUCCGUGCACUUCACGCUGCAGUUGUCUCCUCCUUGGGAAACCCGGAUAUUCUCUUCAACAAUGCAGGAGUGACUACGAAAGUCAUCGGUGCGGAUGGUAAUAUAGAAGAUAUCUCACCAGAAGCAUUUGAAAUGACUUGGCGGACGAACACCGGGACGCAUUAUUUACUCACGCAGCUAUGCAUUCCACAUAUGGUCUCACAGAAGUUCGGACGGAUCAUCUUUUGUUCUAGUGUUGCUGCAGGAACCGGCGGGGUGAUCGGUCCGCAUUAUGCUUCUUCAAAGUCUGCCAUGCAUGGUCUCGUACACUGGAUUGCUUCGAGAUACGCAAAGGAUGGACUGACAUGCAAUGCAGUUGCGCCAGCUCUGAUAACUGAAACGACCAUGUUUGCAAACCCCAAAGAAGAGCUUAGAGCACGGAUUCCAGUUGGACGGUUUGGAGUGCCCGAUGAAAUUGCAUCGGUAAUCGAGCUCCUUAUUACAAACGCGUACCUCACGAAUAAGAUAAUUGUUGCUGAUGGCGGAUGGACUCCAUCUGCGUUUUAAUGUGCUAUAUUGAAAUAGAUAAAUGAGAAAAAGGAAGUCGAUGAAUAGGAGACAUCUAGGAUGUACUGGAUAUUUGCUUAUGUAAUAUAUAGUCAAAUUGAACUUUG